CCCGCAUGAAAAUGAGGCUGUCAGCUGGUCAAUGUCUCAGUCCAAACGCGUCUUAUCAAAGAAACACUCAGCAUCGAAUCAUAUCAUUAUGGGCACUGUUUGUUUUUCAUGGCACUUUUGUUUGUUUUUCAUCCUCUUAAAUACUUGUCGCUCCUUGGGAACUGGGGCGCUUGUCGAUGUCGAUGAAUGUGCGGUAGGAACAGACGACUGUCACAUCGAUGCAAUCUGUCAAAAUACACCUAAAUCCUACAAAUGCAUCUGCAAACCGGGCUAUAAAGGAGACGGGAAGCAAUGUGAAGAUAUUGAUGAAUGUGACAAUGACUACAAUGGUGGCUGUGUUCACGAGUGUAUCAACAUUCCAGGCAACUACAGAUGUACUUGUUACGAUGGCUUUAUGUUGGCGCAUGAUGGCCAUAAUUGCCUGGAAACCUGCUUGACCACAGAUACUGAAAAUAUGGCUUCAGGAUUCUCAUUCAUGUUGCUGAACAUGUGCAUUACAUAAUUGCAAAACUUUAUCAGCUGAAGAGUACUCUUGUUCGCUUUUGGUGUAGCUGUCGAGCCCUA
Molecule: messenger RNA, 564 nt
Organism: Rhincodon typus (whale shark)
Lineage: Eukaryota; Metazoa; Chordata; Chondrichthyes; Orectolobiformes; Rhincodontidae
Product: signal peptide, CUB and EGF-like domain-containing protein 1
Exons: 4
Coding region: 32-502 (156 amino acids)
Biological process (GO): signal transduction
Cellular component (GO): cell surface
Molecular function (GO): calcium ion binding
Source: RefSeq, a predicted model, not a curated record